This is a messenger RNA of Fukomys damarensis (Damara mole-rat), 994 nucleotides long. Its product is annotated as golgin subfamily A member 2-like. Lineage: Eukaryota; Metazoa; Chordata; Mammalia; Rodentia; Bathyergidae. The record is from RefSeq and is a predicted model, not a curated record. Bases 51 to 875 code for a protein of 274 amino acids. The transcript is spliced from 7 exons.
UCUCCCCACAGCACAAUGGGGCUCUGCAGGCCUCCAUUGUGAAGUUGCCCAUGAGGCAGAACCCUGCUGGAGCCUCUGCUGGGGGACAGGGGAUGAUUCUCCACUCUGCCCUGCCCCAUGGUCAGCCAGAUUGGCAACUCGGGCCUGGCUGUCUCGGUGGCAUUGAUUCCCAUUCUCCACAGGCAGAAGAAAACCACCAGCUGGCCAGCGCGCUGCAGUCAGAGCAGCUUGAGAAGAAGGCGCUGGCCAGGAAGCUGCGCGAGCUGCAGGAGAAGCUGUGUGAAAUCACAGCAUUGAUGGCGCUGAAGAGCCAGGAGGCCCAGCACCUGCAGCAGCCGGGGGACCAGCUGCUGUCCCAGGUGUGGCAGCAUGCUGAGUCCUGGCAGCAGUUGGCCAUGGAGAAGGAGGCCCUGUAUAGGCGCGUUCUUCUGCACAGAAACUUGGCAAGACAAGCUAAAGAACAGCAAAAAAUGGUGGCCCUGGACCGAAUCUGCCAGGAGAUGCAGGAGGACCUGAAAGCCUCCAGGCUGCAGGAGGAGCAGGCAGCCCCGCUGAGAGUCCUGGCCCUGGCUGGGGCAGGGGACAUGAAGCAAUGGCCUGUGGAGGCUCCGGGGUCCAACACCACCAUCCCGGAAGACUCAGGCACCUCAGAGGCCUUGGAACACCAGGCUCCGCUGCCCAGAGGCCUGAGGCAGCAGAAUGGGCAAUGCCAGUGCGUGGCCCAUCUGGCGGCCCUGAUCCAGGACACACCUGUGGAGGGGGCUCCCAACCCCAGGAGCAGUGGUAACCGUGUACCCAACCGGGAAGCUGCAGGAGGAGGCAGUGACCAAGGAGAGACGGGGGGAGCAGGAGCAUCACUGUCCGGAGCUCCAUGAGGAACCGGGUGACACUGAGCUCGCUGCCAUCUGCCCCAGAGAGUGGGUGGUAGGGAAAGAAGAGGGGCAUCAGGAGGAGGAGGAGGAAAAAGAACAAGGGGAGGAGGAGGAAGAGAAAC